AUCGUUCAAUCCAAUUAAACCAUCCUGUCUGUCUUGUUUUUUUUUGCUGAAGUGUAAUUUUCCGUAAAUAUGUGAAUCAAAUGCCGAACAAUUCUCUUCAAUCAAAUCAUAUCUCUCUUUCACUUUCUCUACCACCCAUUCUUUUCCUUUGUUUUUCUCUUCAAAAUCAAAAACUCUGGGCUAACCGCAAAACAAAACACAAAACCUUAUUAAAAACCUAAUUAUUCACAUUAUGCUUUUCUCCUCUAAAUUUCUCCUCCUUCUUUUCUUUCUCUCCUUUUUCUUUCUCUCCACCUCUUCUUCCUUACGUAUUCCAGAUGGUGUUGAGGUUGAUGGUGAGAGAAACCCUAACGAGGUGUUACAAUGGAAAACGAGGAGAUCUAUGGAAGAAGAUGCUGUUUUACCAAACGCGUCUUUAAUAUUGGCUCAAAAAAGGACUACAAGAAAAGACCCUCUUGAUCAUUUUAAUCGUUACAAUGGUGGUUGGAAUAUCAGCGAUGAACAUUACCUUGCUUCUGUUGUUUUUACUGCAGUUCCAUUCUUUGUUGUGGCCGCUGUUUGGUUUGUGAUUUUUGGGCUUACUCUAUCCUUCAUAUGUUUGUGUUAUUGCUGUUGUCCUAAAGAGCCUUAUGGCUAUUCGCGUGUGGCCUAUGCUUUGUCCUUGAUCCUCCUCAUUCUCUUCACCCUUCUAGCAAUAGCUGGAUGCAUUGUACUUUACACUGCUCAAGGGAAGUUUCAUGGAAGCACCACAACCACACUGAAAUACGUGGUGAGUCAGGCUGACUUCACCGCGGAAAACCUCAGGAACGUGUCAGAUUAUCUCGAUGCAGCCAAGAAUAUUGGAGUCGAUGCUGUUUUUUUGCCAUCUGAUGUUCAGACGAACAUAGAUACCAUAAAAACAAAGAUUAAUUCGUCUGCCGUGGAACUAUCCACCAAGACUCAUGAAAAUUCGGAGCAAAUAAAUGAUGGCUUAGAUAAAAUGAGAUUGGCUCUGGUUAUUCUUGCUGCUGUUAUGCUUUUUCUCGCAUUUGUUGGAUUUGUAUUUUCGAUAUUUGGGCUGCAAGGUCUUGUAUACUUUUUGGUAAUCCUCGGAUGGUUUCUUGUUACGGGCACAUUUAUACUUUGUGGUGUAUUUCUUUUUGUUCACAAUGCUGUUGGAGAUACAUGUGUUGCAAUGGAUGAGUGGGUUCAGCACCCAACUGCACAUACAGCCUUAGACGAAAUUCUUCCAUGUGUGGAUAAUGCAACUGCACAGCAAACCUUGUUACAAAGCAGGGAUGUGGCGCGUCAGCUAGUUAUAUUGGUUGACAAAAUCAUUUCCGAUGUCACUAACAGAAAUUUACCAGCUCAAGCUGGACCUGUGUAUUACAAUCAAUCAGGACCCCUCAUGCCUCCUCUCUGCAAUCCAUUUAAUCCUGACCUCACAGUGCGGCCAUGUGUACCUGGGGAAGUUCCACUGGACAAUGCUACUGAGGUUUGGAAGAAUUAUACAUGUGAGAUUUCUCCGGCAGGUCUUUGUAGAACGCCUGGUAGAAUGACCCCGACUAUUGCUUCCCAAAUGGAAGCUGCUGUGAAUGUAAGCUAUGCUUUAUAUCAUUAUGUUCCAUUCUUGGUUGAGCUACAAGACUGCACUUUUGUCCGUCAAGCAUUCACCGACAUAAGCCAGAAAUAUUGCCCCGGUUUGCGCCAUAAUAGUCGAUGGAUCUACGUUGGAUUAGUCUUGGUUUCUGCUGGUGUAAUGCUGUCCAUGAUCCUUUGGGUCAUUUAUGCAAGAGAGCGGCGGCAUCGCGUUUACACUAAACAGUUCAUUGCUGGUUAAAAUUCUAUAUAUGUUCAGACUUGAAACAUUAUCAGAUACAAAAUGAUUUCUCUUGUACAUUUGAGUUUAGAUUGUUUUUGGAGACGAGUUUGGUGUGUUAUUUUAUCUGAUGUUGAGUUAUUUAUAUCUUGCAAUUAGAUGUAUACUCUUGAGUUAACAGUAUUUGUGGAUAAAAUUUAAUUUUUGAAUUUUGAUUUAGUUUUGUUAUUGACAA
This is a messenger RNA of Medicago truncatula (barrel medic), 2033 nucleotides long. RefSeq lists its product as uncharacterized. NCBI's taxonomy places the organism in Eukaryota, Viridiplantae, Streptophyta, Magnoliopsida, Fabales, Fabaceae. The record is from RefSeq and is a predicted model, not a curated record. Gene Ontology annotation, cellular component: plasma membrane; plasmodesma. The transcript is spliced from 9 exons. The coding region runs from base 233 to 1819 and encodes 528 amino acids.